Molecule: messenger RNA, 1272 nt
Organism: Fonsecaea multimorphosa CBS 102226
Lineage: Eukaryota; Fungi; Ascomycota; Eurotiomycetes; Chaetothyriales; Herpotrichiellaceae
Exons: 1
Coding region: 1-1272 (423 amino acids)
Cellular component (GO): mitochondrial matrix
Molecular function (GO): protein binding
Source: RefSeq, a predicted model, not a curated record
AUGCCUCCAAGACUCAAGUCUGGUAUCUUUCGAACAUUUGUAUGCCCGGAAUGCCAGCUCCGGAGCUUCUGUCGCGAUCAACCUCUGGUCCGCCGCAGCUUCAGUACUUCCCCGCGGCUCGACGCUGCAUCAUCUGCCCGAAGCAAAUACCUCCAUCUCACGAACCGAAGCAUCAUCCGCCUCGCGGGGCCCGAUGCUGCCCUUUUCCUGCACAACCUCAUCCCAGCCAAGAUUCUCGACAUUGGAGGCAGCACGAACCCGAUCUACACGGCGUUUCUCUCGGCACACGGAAGGAUAUUGAACGACGUCUUCGUCUACCCACCCGCCCCGGCUGCUGGUGAUAAGCCAGGGGAAGAAUGGCUCAUCGAAGUUGAUUCGGAGAGCGCGGGGGAUUUGUUGAAGCACUUGAAGAAACACAAGUUACGGGCAAAGUUUACAUUGGAAAAGGUGGAUGGACAGAGGAUGGGGGUGUACUACACUUGGCCGCCACCUACCAGCGGGAGUCAGGACUUUGUGAGUUCAAGCAUUACAGGUGGUCUGGGGGGGCAAGAUCCCCGGCCGGGGAUGGGCGUCCGCUGGCUGCUCGACGAGGUAUCCUCAAAAGCAGGCGUGCUACAGCGAUUGGAAGACACGGGGAGUCAACCAGCCACGAUGGAGGAAUACACGGUCCACCGCAUGCUCAACGGGGUCGCGGAGGGACAGUCCGAGAUCAUCUCCGGCCACGCGCUGCCGCAAGAGAGCAACCUUGAUUUCUUUGGCGGAAUCGAUUUCUUCAAGGGUUGUUACUUGGGCCAGGAGCUGACCAUCCGGACGCACCACACCGGCGUGGUCAGGAAGAGGAUCCUACCGUGCCAACUGUACGAUCCCGACGACGCCGAGCCGUUGCCUGGGGGUCAGGAGCUUCCCGAGUACAGAGCCGAUAUGAAGAUGCAGCUGCCGCCUCCAGGUUCAAAUAUCUGCAAGUUGAAAGCGAAAGGGCGAGGGCGCAGUAGUGGCAAGUGGCUCGGCGGAGUGGGCAACAUCGGGCUCGCGCUUUGUCGCUUGGAGAUGAUGACGGAUAUCCAAUUGACUGCGGACAGGACGAACUAUGACCCGACCGAGCAGUAUAAGGUACAGUGGGAAACAGCGGAAGGUGGAGAACAGCAGGGGGUCAUGCUCAAGCCGUUUGUGCCCAGGUGGUUGAGGGAGGGUGUCGAGCAGAGUCUGCGGAGGAAGGAGAAGAAGGCCAAACCCAGAAGAGAAGAGGAGGAAGAAGAGGAGGAAGUUGAUUAG